UGAUAAUAACAUUUCCAAUGCUCAGGCUCAGCCACAAAUCAAACUCUUCGUCCGGUUCAUUUCCCAUUUCUUUCUCGUCGACUAUGGAACCCGCAAAACCCUCAAACCCCCUCUUAUCUCUCUCCACAUUCAUCCACCAGCAGUGCCUCCGGUUGGGAGCCGAGCUUACUACUCGGCUCGGUGAUACCACUCGAGCCCUAACCGCCAAUCUCCCGCCGGGGCCAACUAUCAGGCGGCUACGCCCGCAGCCUCUUUUCGCCUCUCUCUCGCAGCCGAAGCACGCCGCAGCUGCCAGCACGCUUAGCUCAGACCACGUGGCGAAAACGCUUGCCGGCACGGCAGUGUACACAGUGAGCAAUACCAACAAUGAGUUCGUGCUCAUCUCCGAUCCUGAUGGAGCCAAAUCAAUUAGCUUGCUCUGUUUUCGCCAAGAAGACGCCGAAACCUUUCUCGCUCAGGUUCGGCUGCGGAGAAGAGAAUUGCGAAGUAAGGCUAAGGUUGUGCCUAUCACUCUUGAUCAGGUGUACAUGUUGAAGGUCGAGGGAAUUGCAUUUCGGUUUUUGCCUGAUCCAGUUCAAAUAAAGAAUGCAUUAGAGCUGAAAGCUGCUGGUGUCAACAGUGGAUUUGAUGGAGUUCCUGUUUUUCAGUCAGACCUUCUUGUUGUGAAGAAGAAAAAUAAGCGUUACUGCCCAAUAUAUUUUCAAAAGGAAGAUAUAGAAAAAGAACUGUCAAAGGUUUCAAGGGCUUCAAGAGGGCUUGGUCUUGCUCAACAUAUCAUGGUGGGGAGUUUAGAGGAUGUUCUAAGGAAAAUGGAGAUGAGUGAGAAUAAUUCAGGCUGGGAAGAUCUGAUUUUCAUUCCACCUGGUAAAAGCUGCUCUCAACAUAUUCAGGAGGUAGCUAAGUUAUGAUGCAUUGGAUUGUUACUCCGGCAGAUCAUAUGAAUUAAACGGCAGCAAAUAUAACACGUUCCCAGUCUCAUAGUGAAGCAGGUUGGCCAUCAUAACCAAGCUAAUUGCCUCCUUUUCUUCUUCCUUUUUCUCUCUCUCUCACAUACAUUAGGAAUAAGGUCUCACACUGUUUAAACUUCCUUUCAUGAAUGUAGUCUGGAGUAGCCUUUAGAUAUAAAGAAGAGAUAUCACUUUGAAAAGGAAAAUAAGAGAAUGAAUUAACAUUCAAUUCAGUAAACUAGUCAGUGAACUAACACUGAAUGCUUAAUGAAUUAACAUUCAAUUCAGUAAACUAGUCAGUGAACUAACACUGAAUGCUUGACCUAUGCAAACUUGCUGCACUGUCUGUACAGUAUCAGACAUUAGUGCUCUGAAACUAGACUCAAUUGGUUAAUCUGUUAAUUGAAUGACAAAAUUUUCGAAUGUUUCUCUCUUUUCA
Messenger RNA from Manihot esculenta (cassava), 1386 nucleotides. Its product is annotated as protein TIC 22, chloroplastic. Gene Ontology annotation, biological process: protein transport. Gene Ontology annotation, cellular component: chloroplast. Lineage: Eukaryota; Viridiplantae; Streptophyta; Magnoliopsida; Malpighiales; Euphorbiaceae. The coding region runs from base 18 to 908 and encodes 296 amino acids. The transcript has 8 exons. The record is from RefSeq and is a predicted model, not a curated record.